AUGAGGUGACGCCGCGUUCCGGGCCCGACUGCUGAGAGCGAGCCGGUGAUAAGAGGAACUAAAAACUACCAAGUGUGACAACAAAGAGGCUCACAAGCAGCGCUGAAAAAAACGGAAACUAGUCUCACGGGCCGCCUGGAGGAGUACACGCUGUCGGUAGUCCCGUCACACUUUCAUUUGUCCCGGCGGAGUGAAGCGCAUCAUGGCGGGGAGGAAGCUGCCACUGGUUGCUCUCUUCUGCCUUGUUCUGGCGAUGUUGCCUUCACACACAGAUACUGUAGCUGUCAUGUCAGUCGACCUGGGCAGCGAGUGGAUGAAGAUGGCGAUAGUGAAACCCGGUGUGCCGAUGGAGAUCGUUCUCAACAAGGAGUCGAGGAGGAAAACACCCAAUGCUGUAUGUCUGAAAGAAAAUGAAAGACUUUUUGGAGAUUCUGCAUUAGGAUGGUCUGUGAAGAACCCCAAAACUGUCUUCAGACACCUGCAAAGCCUCCUGGGCAAGAAGCACAACAACCUGCAGGUGGAGCUUUACCAGAAACGCUUCCCUGAGCACCAGCUGCAGGAGGACCCGGUCCGAGACACCGUCUACUUUAAAAACUCAGAUGAGCUGCAGUACACACCUGAGGAGCUUCUCGGGAUGAUGCUCAAUUACUCUCGUGGACUGGCUCAGGACUUCGCAGAACAACCGAUCAAAGACGCAGUGAUCACCGUCCCAUCCUUCUUCAACCAGGCAGAGCGCAGGGCCGUCCUGCAGGCUGCACAGAUAGCAGGUCUGAAGGUCCUCCAGCUCAUCAACGACAACGCGGCCGUGGCUUUGAACUACGGGGUUUUCAGGAGGAAAGAUAUCGACAACACGGUCAAGAAUAUCAUGUUCUAUGAUAUGGGCUCAGGCAGCACCACAGCAACCAUCGUCACAUAUCAGACGGUUAAAACCAAAGAGUCUGGCACCCAGCCGCAGCUGCAGAUCCGAGGAGUCGGAUUCGACCGUGGGUUGGGGGGCUUUGAGAUGGACCUGCGACUCCGGGACCACUUGGCCAAGCUGUUCAACGAGCAGAAGAAGAGUAAGAAGGAUGUGAGAGAGAACCACCGAGCCAUGGCCAAGCUCCUCAAAGAGGCUCAGAGGCUCAAGACGGUGCUCAGUGCAAAUGUUGACUUCAUGGCUCAGGUGGAAGGUUUGAUGGAUGACAUCGACUUCAAAGCUAAGGUGACCAGAGCGGAGUUUGAAAAGCUGUGUGCAGAUCUGUUUGAAAGAGUGCCUGGACCGGUGCAGGACGCCCUCACGUCUGCAGAGAUGAAGCUGGAUGAAAUCGAGCAGGUGAUUUUAGUAGGCGGCUCCACCCGUGUCCCCAAGGUUCAGGAAGUGCUGCUCAAAGCUGUGGGGAAAGAGGAGCUGGGGAAGAACAUCAAUGCAGAUGAGGCAGCAGCCAUGGGCGCAGUGUACCAGGCUGCCGCCCUCAGCAAGGCCUUCAAGGUCAAACCUUUCCUGGUCCGAGAAGCAGCCGUGUUCCCCAUUCAGGUGGAGUUUAACCGUGAGUCAGAGGAAGAAGGGACCAAAACCGUGAAACACAACAAGCGUAUCCUCUUCCAGAGGAUGGCGCCCUACCCUCAGCGCAAGGUCAUCACAUUCAACCGCUACAACGAUGACUUUGCUUUUGACAUCAAUUACGGCGAUCUCAGCUUCCUCUCACAGGAAGACCUCAGUGUAUUCGGCUCUCUGAACCUGACCACAGUCAGGCUGUCUGGAGUGGGAAGCAGCUUUCAGAAGCACACAGACGCUGAGUCUAAAGGCAUCAAAGCUCAUUUCAACAUGGAUGAAAGUGGUGUCCUCUUGCUGGACCGGGUGGAGUCUGUCUUUGAAACCAUUGUGGAGGAGAAGGAAGAGGAGUCUACAUUAACCAAACUGGGAAACACAAUCUCCACCUUAUUUGGAGGAGGAUCCUCAGAACCCGCCUCCAAUGGAACUGAACCUGUCCAGGAUGAAGAGGAAGUGCCUCCGGAGUCUGGAAGUGAAGGCAAGGACGAGGACAGCAAGGACAAGGACCAGAAGGACGAGGCUCCCAAAGAGAAGCAGGAACAAACAGAGAAAAGUGAACCAGAGGAGAAAAGCGAGGAGAAGAAGGAGGACGCAGGCAGCAACACUGACGACAAGGAGGAAAAGGAUGGAGAGAAACCUGCAAAUGCUGAGGCAGAGAAGGAAGCCGAAGAGAAGAAGGCAAAACCUCAGAAGAAGAGCAAGAUCUCUGAAGACAUCGCAGUGGAACUCAUCAUCAACGACAUCCUCAACCCCACCGCUGAUGAUCUCUCUUCCUCCAAAAAGAAGCUGCAGGAUCUGACAGACCGAGACUUGGCCAAACAUGAAAGAGAAAAGACGCUCAACAGUCUGGAAGCUUUUAUCUUUGAGACUCAGGACAAGAUGUACCAGGAUGAGUACCUGCUGGUGGUGUCGGAGGAGGACAAGGAGCAGAUCUACACCAAGCUGCGCGAGGCGUCGGAGUGGAUGGACGAGGACGGCUACACGGCCACCACCAAGCAGCUGAGAGAGAGGCUGUCUCAGCUGAGGAGCCUGUGCAAGGACAUGUUCUUCAGGGUGGAGGAGAGGCGCAAGUGGCCCGACCGCCUGGCCGCCCUGGAAAGCAUGCUCAACACUUCCAGCUUCUUCCUGAGGAGCGCCAAAAUGAUUCCAGAAGACGACCAAAUCUUCACAGAAGUUGAGCUCAAUAUGUUAGAAAAAGUGAUCAAUGAGACAACGACAUGGAAGAAUGAGACCUUGGCCGAACAGGAAAAACGAUCCCCGAAGGAGCGUCCCAUCCUGCUGUCCAAAGACCUCGAGUCCAAGCUGACCCUGCUGGAUCGAGAGGUCAACUACCUGCUCAACAAGGCCAAGUUUGCCAAGCCAAAGGCUAAAGCCAAAGCCAAGAACAGCACGAGCUCUGAGAAAAGCAGCAAGACCAACAGCACAGCUGAGGAGAAAGUCAUCCCUCCCACAGAGGAGACAGACAAAAACAAAGAAACUGCAGAGGUGCCGCCAGGUGAAGCCCCGCCCACUGAGGAGAGCCCCAAACAGACAGAUUCAGAUAGCCAAUCACAGCCCACAGAAGGAACAACAACUACAGGUCGGUCUGCCAAACCAGCAGGUGAUGAUGCUGGAGAACUUUAGGGACCAACGGAGAAGGCCCAACCUGAGAACCACAAAGUGGAUGAAUUAUAACAGCUGGAACUGAGAAAAAAAUCACUAUAUUUAUUGACAGUGUAUAAAUGUUCAAGUUCCCCCUCA
Messenger RNA from Scomber scombrus (Atlantic mackerel), 3271 nucleotides. It is a transcript of the gene hyou1, whose product is annotated as hypoxia up-regulated 1. The coding region runs from base 203 to 3154 and encodes 983 amino acids. Gene Ontology annotation, biological process: endoplasmic reticulum unfolded protein response; cellular response to hypoxia; negative regulation of hypoxia-induced intrinsic apoptotic signaling pathway. Lineage: Eukaryota; Metazoa; Chordata; Actinopteri; Scombriformes; Scombridae. The record is from RefSeq and is a predicted model, not a curated record. The transcript is spliced from 24 exons. Gene Ontology annotation, molecular function: ATP binding; ATP-dependent protein folding chaperone. Gene Ontology annotation, cellular component: endoplasmic reticulum chaperone complex.